AGCUCAUAAACUUUAUUGUUUGUAUUUCUCUUGGGAAAGUGGCGCCAUUGAUCACUUCAAAUCACAAAGAUCAAAUUCACAAUGCCGUUGUAAGUUCAUGAUUCAACUCCCAAUAGUUGGGUUGUUCAUACUAACAAAGAACCUAUUAUAGAGUCCCCAAGUCCUCAUAUUACGAUAAGAACUACAAACAGUCUGCCGCUCUCAUCCGAGCUCGAAGACCAUAUCUUGUGAAGAAUGCCUUGACAGGCGCUGGCAUUUUCGCAUUCGCUCUUGGAGUUUGUAAGUAUCUGCGGGAGCAUUUGAACUAGCUCACAGUAAUAAUUGUCUACAGUUGCUUUCACUAUUCGAGCAGUAUCUCAAGACGAUUUUGAAGAUGUCAAGGUACCAGCGGCACCAACCAAACGAGAUUCUUGACUCAAUUGAGAAGAUAUGACUGGGAUCAGUAGCGGCUCUUGCGGGCCAGGCUCUACAUAUAUGGGAAAGGCGACUUUACAAUGAGAAAGAUUGAGUUAAAUAACGUCAUGAGAUCGCCAGUGGAUGCAAUGAUUAGUAUAGAUUCAGAGGCAGGCGUUUGGAUGAAAGGAAACUCUUCGAAUUUUCAUGAAAUUCGAGUUUGUAGGUUUGUAGAAAUACGUUAAAAAUACAGAUGAAUGUAGAGUGAUUGCAAUAUCGCUCAAAGGGAAUCAUA
Molecule: messenger RNA, 688 nt
Organism: Sclerotinia trifoliorum
Lineage: Eukaryota; Fungi; Ascomycota; Leotiomycetes; Helotiales; Sclerotiniaceae
Source: the annotation of a GenBank genome assembly